Molecule: messenger RNA, 1087 nt
Organism: Labrus bergylta (ballan wrasse)
Lineage: Eukaryota; Metazoa; Chordata; Actinopteri; Labriformes; Labridae
Source: RefSeq, a predicted model, not a curated record
UGAUUUAGCCUGGGAAUGUUUGCGAGCUUGUGUGGACUCUGUGAAUCACUCUCUCUGUCUCAUAUCUGCUUUUGUUGUUCUGUCAUAUCCCUCUCUCUCUCUCUCUCUCUCUCUCUCCUAUUCCGCGCUCUUAUCAUUUCUCUCCAUUCUGCUGCUCCUCUCAUUCAUAUCCCUCCAUCCUAUUUCUGUUCUCUCUGCCUCUCCUCUCGUUUGCCUUUCCCUCAACGCCUCCUGCCGUCCUCCUUAUCGCCCCUCUCUCUCUCUUUCUGUCUCCUCUCCAGUCAGAUCUACAGUAUUGAGAACGCCCAUGGCCAGCUGGUGCGUGACCUAGACUUCAACCCCAACCGACAGUACUACCUGGCCAGCUGUGGAGACGACUGCAAGGUCAAGUUCUGGGAUGUCCGCAACGUCCAGGAGCCCGUCAAGACCCUGGAGGAGCACUCGCACUGGGUGUGGAGCGUCCGCUACAACCACAGCCAUGACCAGCUGGUGUUGACAGCCAGCAGCGACAGCCGCCUCAUCCUCUCCAAUAUGGUGUCCAUCUCCUCCGAGCCGUUCGGACACUUGGUGGAUGAUGAGGAGCUCAGCGAGGGGGAGGACAACCGUCAGGACGACAAGAGUAAGGAGCCUCUAAAGGACAGUGUGGUGUCCACCUAUGAGGAACAUGAGGACAGUGUGUACGCAGCAGAAUGGUCGUCUGCCGACCCCUGGCUCUUCGCGUCACUCAGCUACGACGGGCGUCUCGUCAUCAACAGAGUCCCCCGAGCCCUCAAAUACCGCAUCCUGCUCUGAGAGCGUGGGGAGGGACCAGUGAUCGGAGUGUGUGUUUAUGUGUGUGUGUGUGUGUGUGUGUGUGUGUGUGUGGAUGAUAAGAGUGUGAAUGAAGACGUAACACAACUAUACACAUUUAGAGCUGCUUAAAGACAUUCCAUAUUCAGCGAGUGUGUUGUGCAAACUGCAUGUGAAGGCAGCCUGUGUGUGAUGUACAUAUACUGUAGUUCAUACAGUUUGUUCCACUCAUCACUGUAAACAAAAAAACAGCUGAAUAUUUCAAAUAAAGUACUAAAACCUCCUGGAUAAACAUUGA